This is a messenger RNA of Misgurnus anguillicaudatus (oriental weatherfish), 1034 nucleotides long. It is a transcript of the gene sod2, whose product is annotated as superoxide dismutase 2, mitochondrial. The record is from RefSeq and is a predicted model, not a curated record. Gene Ontology annotation, molecular function: manganese ion binding; superoxide dismutase activity. Gene Ontology annotation, cellular component: mitochondrion. Gene Ontology annotation, biological process: superoxide metabolic process. NCBI's taxonomy places the organism in Eukaryota, Metazoa, Chordata, Actinopteri, Cypriniformes, Cobitidae.
UUUGGUGUCACAUGGGUCUGCGCAACAGCUCAUGAAGUUGAACCCGCAUGAUAUUUCAAGGGCAGGUUGAAAUGGAGCGAGCGUAGAUCUGUCGUUCAGUUCGUGUGUGGCGUUUUAUGACGAGCUAGACCAUGCUGUGCAGAGUCGGAUAUGUUCGCAGGUGCGCUGCCACCUUGAAACCCAUCCUUGGUGUUGUGGCCUCCAGACAGAAGCACACACUGCCAGACCUUUCAUAUGACUAUGGUGCACUUGAGCCUCACAUCUGUGCUGAGAUCAUGCAGCUACACCACAACAAACAUCAUGCAACAUACGUCAACAACCUCAACGUGGCUGAGGAGAAAUAUCAAGAAGCGCUUGCUAAGGGUGAUGUUAUUACCCAAGUGUCCCUUCAGCCCGCCUUAAAAUUUAAUGGUGGUGGUCAUAUUAAUCAUACCAUAUUCUGGACAAAUCUGUCACCAAAUGGUGGAGGAGAACCACAGGGUGACCUGCUGGAGGCCAUUAAGUGUGACUUUGGCUCAUUUCAGAAGAUGAAGGAGAAGAUGUCUGCUGCCACAGUGGCUGUUCAGGGCUCAGGCUGGGGUUGGCUGGGGUUUGAAAAAGACAGCGGAAGGUUGAGGAUCGCUGCUUGUCCUAACCAAGACCCUUUGCAGGGGACUACAGGUCUCAUCCCACUACUCGGGAUAGAUGUGUGGGAGCAUGCAUACUAUCUGCAGUACAAGAACGUUAGACCGGACUAUGUUAAGGCCAUCUGGAAUGUUGUGAACUGGGAGAAUGUCAGUGAGCGUUUCCAAGCUGCCAAGAAAUAAUUUACACUACACCUAAAAAAUAAAACAACACACUGUGCAUUUAUACAAUUGAAACUCACAAACAAUCUGACCACAAUGCAUCUAACAAUCUAAAUUGUAACUCUGUAAAAAGCGUUGUUUGUUGACGAGCUCCUUUACCAUACAGAAUAACUACUAGUGUUAUUAAAAUAUGAGAAUAUGUAAGUUCAUGAUUUCAGUACGUUUAAAUAAAAAAUUUACUUGAACUUG